Coregonus sp. 'balchen' is the source of this 987-nucleotide messenger RNA. The record is from the annotation of a GenBank genome assembly. Lineage: Eukaryota; Metazoa; Chordata; Actinopteri; Salmoniformes; Salmonidae.
AUGAACGAGGAUUUCACAGAGGUGUACGACGAUUACUAUUAUGAUUACGGUAUUUACAUGUUCAAUGGAUCUUAUCAACUGGAGCAGGGAAAUCAGCACAUUCGGGUGGUGUCCAUUGUCAUCUACAGCAUCGUGUGCAUCCUCGGUAUCCCAGGCAACGCCUUUGUCAUCUGGAUAGCUGGAGUGAAGAUGAAGAGGACAGUCAACACCGUCUGGUUUGUAAACUUGGCUGUAGCAGACCUCCUCUGCUGUUUCUCCAUACCCUUCCGCAUAGCUAUGAUCAAACUGGAACACAACUGGCCGUUCGGAGAGGCUAUGUGCAAGGUUAUGCCCUAGGUAAUGUACCUCAGCAUGAUCGCCAGCGUCUUCACUCUGGUUCUGAUCAGCCUAGACCGCUUUGUCCUGGUCAUACGGCCCGUAUGGGCCCAGAACCACCGGAAAAUCACACUGGCGUGGCUGCAGUGUGGUCUGGCCUGGUUCCUGGCCAUGCUCCUCAGUCUCCCCGACAUGAUCCAUAAUCAGACCAUCAAUAUUGAUGACAACUUAAUUUGGUGCGGCAGUUCUUCCUUCAGCUUCUCCUCGAAUAUGCAAGCCAAAAUUUUCUCCUUGCAAAUACAAGCCAAAAUGUUAUCCAGGCUGGUCCUCGGCUUCCUCGUUCCCCUGUUGGUCAUCGCUGUCUGCUACCUCCUCAUCGGCAGGAGGGUGAGCAGAGGUCGCUUCAAGUCACAGAGGGUCUUACAGGUCAUUCUGAGCGUGGUGGCAGCAUUCGUUGUGUGCUGGCUGCCGUAUCACAUCAUAGUUCUUUUGAUUUUGUAUAGGUUAGAGUCCUUUGAAGUGGUGGCUCUGUACCCCCUGGGAUGCUCUCUGGCCUAUGUCAACAGCUGCCUCAACCCUAUCCUGUACGUGUUCAUCGGACAGGACUUCAAGGAGAUUGUCAAGGUCUCUCUCCAUAAAGUAUUUGAGAAUGUCUUCAGCGAGGAUGUCUGA